UAGAUGAAAUGAAUGCUGUGGAGAAAAAUAAAGCAGUGAGGGGGGAUGGGAGCACUCUUCCCAUUGGGUCUUGUUGCCUUUUAACUUACGCUUCUGUGGAGAGAGUCCGUUGUGAGCCCUUGCCAAAUUCAGUGUUUCUGGAAAGUUAGCUUUCUCUGGUCUUCUCUCUGGUGGUCUAGACUCGGGAAGAGGCUCUGUCAGGAUUGACUGAAAGCGGAAGGGAGGUCCCUGGUGUUGUGCCGGCCCUGGAACAACUGGUGCUGAUGGCUCCCUUGGCGAAGGAGUCCGCUUUUCAACCCAGGAAGGGUGUGCUAGAGUAUCUGUCUGCUUUUGAUGAAGAGACCACCGAAGUUUGUUCUCUGGGCUCCCCUCGUCCUCUUGCUCUCCCUCUGGUGGAGGAAGAGGAAGCAGUGUCUGACCCAGAGCCCGAGGCCUGUGAUGACUCAGAGUUAGCAGAUGACAGUCUCGGAGAGGGGACCAUUUGUCCUGAGUCCAGCCAGCAGGAACCCAUCACCAAGCCAGGCUUCACACACCUGAGCAGCUCUCCUUGUUACUACUUUUACCAAGCGGAGGACGGGCAGCACAUGUUCCUGCACCCUGUGAAUGUGCGCUGCCUUGUGAGGGAGUACGGCAGCCUGGAGCAGAGCCCGGAGAAGAUCUCGGCGGUAGUGGUGGAGAUUGCCGGCUACUCCAUGUCCGAGGACGUUCGACAGCGCCAUAGAUACCUCUCUCACCUGCCGCUCACCUGUGAGUUCAGCAUCUGUGAGCUGGCUCUGCAGCCUCCUGUGGUCUCUAAGGAAACCCUAGAGAUAUUCUCAGAUGACAUUGAGAAGAGGAAGCGUCAGCGCCAGAAGAAGGCUCGGGAGGAACGCCGCCGGGAGCGCAGGAUUGAGAUGGAGGAGAACAAGAAACAGGGCAAGUACCCAGAAGUCCACAUUCCCCUAGAGAAUCUACAGCAGUUUCCUGCCUUCAAUUCCUAUACCUGCACCUCCGGUUCUGCUUUGGGUCCCACCAGCACCGAGGGCCAUGGUGCCCUCUCCCUUUCUCCUCUUAGCAGAAGUCCAGGUUCCCAAGCAGACUUUCUGCUGACCCCUCUGUCACCCACUGCCAGUCAGGGCAGUCCUUCAUUCUGCGUUGGGAGUCUGGAAGAAGACUCUCCCUUCCCUUCCUUUGCCCAGAUGCUGAGGGUUGGAAAAGCAAAAGCAGAUGUGUGGCCCAAAACUGCUCCCAAAAAAGAUGAAAACAGCUUAGUUCCUCCUGCUCCUGUGGACAGCGAUGGGGAGAGUGAUAACUCAGACCGUGUUCCUGUGCCCAGUUUCCAAAAUUCCUUCAGCCAAGCUAUUGAAGCAGCCUUCAUGAAACUGGACACACCAGCUACUUCAGAUCCCCUCUCUGAAGAGAAAGGAGGAAAGAAGAGAAAAAAACAGAAACAAAAGCUCCUGUUCAGCACCUCAGUCGUCCACACCAAGUGACACUGCUGGCCCAGCUACCUUCUCCGUCUGGUUUUCUUUUUCCUGUGCUUUUGUUUUGCUGCUGUAAUUUUUAAGUAUUUGAGUUUGAACAGAUUAGCUCUGGGGGGAGGGGGUUUCCACAGCGUGAGGGGGAACCAAGAAAAUUUUAAAUACAGUGUAUUUUCCAGCUUCCCAUCUUUACACCAAAAUAAAGUAUUGACACUCACAAGAGAUCUCUUCCUGCCAAGAUUUUUAGUUUGUUACCAGGGUUAGUCUUUUGACCCAUGUAUAAUUAGUUUUUCUCAACCCAAAUAAGUUUGAGUCCCUUCACCAUCCCUUGGAGCAGCCCACACCCGAGUGUUCUAGCACUUGUCUGCUGACAUGUCAGAGCCUCAUGGUUUCAACACACCACUCAGUGUGUCUUUUAAUAGUAGUGGAGUCUUUCCUGUUUAGUUUUCCUCUUGUUAAAGAAACAGAGGAUGGGAAUAAAAUGGAUUUAGGACACCCAGCUUGAAUUGCAGUUUUUCUUCUGAGAAAUGGCCAGCCUACGGUGCCGGGGCCUGGGUUGCUUACCUGUGUGCUAGAGGGUUUUGGAUCUUGUAUGUGGCUCAUUUGGCAAGGAAAGCUGUAAUUGUCACUAAAGAAGCCCUGGAACCUGCCAACCGUUAGAUGAAGCUUAUUUCAAGUGACAGUGGCCUGAGCUGUAGGAACAGGAGUCUGGCAUACCUGGAGGCAGAGCCGGGCAGGUCUGAAAGCAGUGGUGGUGCCCACUGCCUCCCUGUUUUCUAGAGCAGUCUAUGGCUUUGGAGCGGAAUUUGAGUGAUGUGAAUUAUUUUGCUGCUUAAUAAAAUGACCUCUAGGUAUAAUAGAAUGUGAAGGCAAACAGUUGCAAUAAAUCACCUGCACAAGCAA
Molecule: messenger RNA, 2363 nt
Organism: Leptonychotes weddellii (Weddell seal)
Lineage: Eukaryota; Metazoa; Chordata; Mammalia; Carnivora; Phocidae
Source: RefSeq, a predicted model, not a curated record